Drosophila rhopaloa is the source of this 375-nucleotide messenger RNA. RefSeq lists its product as uncharacterized. NCBI's taxonomy places the organism in Eukaryota, Metazoa, Arthropoda, Insecta, Diptera, Drosophilidae. The transcript is spliced from 2 exons. The record is from RefSeq and is a predicted model, not a curated record. The coding region runs from base 1 to 375 and encodes 124 amino acids.
AUGGAAGACCCUGGAAAACGAGAUCUCAAGAAGUUGAUAAAUUCGUAUUGCUUCUUUCAACAGUGCUACAAAUUUAACAUGCAGCAGAUUAAUUGUGAAGACCGGCGACUGCAUAAAAGUAUAAUUAAUUCGGAAACACCCCACAAAAAGAUAGAGCACUUGGAAAAGCUGCGGGAUUUUCAGAAUCUACUGAACGAAACCGAGCGACAGAUGAAAAAGGUGCAAUUUGCAAUACAGACAUUUCUAGACUUGAAUGCACCCCUCCAGAACACCAAGGAUUCUCAGGAGGCCACCAGACUUAUCGAGGAACAAAAUGGCUUGGAAAAGAAAAUUCUUAAUGCUAAUAUGUUUCAAGUAGGCGUUUUGGAGACUUGA